This is a messenger RNA of Rangifer tarandus platyrhynchus (Svalbard reindeer), 417 nucleotides long. NCBI's taxonomy places the organism in Eukaryota, Metazoa, Chordata, Mammalia, Artiodactyla, Cervidae. The record is from the annotation of a GenBank genome assembly.
AUGCCCAACUUCUCUGGUAACUGGAAGAUCAUCCGAUCGGAGAACUUCGAGGAUUUGCUCAAAGUUCUGGGGGUGAAUGUGAUGCUGAGGAAGAUCGCAGUGGCUGCAGCGUCCAAGCCAGCAGUGGAGAUCAAACAGGAGGGGGACACUUUCUACAUCAAGACCUCCACCACCGUGCGUACCACGGAGAUCAACUUCAAGAUCGGAGAGGAGUUUGAAGAGCAGACUGUAGAUGGGAGACCCUGUAAGAGCCUGGUGAAAUGGGAGAGUGAGAAUAAAAUGGUCUGCGAGCAGAGGCUGUUGAAGGGAGAGGGUCCCAAGACCUCCUGGACCAGAGAACUGACCAACGAUGGAGAGCUGAUCCUGACCAUGACGGCGGAUGACAUCGUGUGCACCAGGGUCUAUGUGCGGGAGUAA